UGGGCUCAGUGUCACUAGUCUGCCCCAUGAUGAUUCCCCUCCUCACAAAUUCUGUACCUGAUCUGUGCUUUCCACUUUUGAAAACUUAACGAACAAGUAAAAUUUAAAGUCAUAAUUUUGUGAUAGUGCGAAUUGACUCAAUAAUGGAUAAGUCCUCAGUGGUAGAGGGUUCCACUGGCUAUCCAAGACGUGCAAGUACUGAAAAACUAAGAGAAAUAUUUAAUAGAUAUGCUCACACAAUCAAGAAUGGAGAGCAGUACAUGUCAGCGAAGGAGUUUGUUCAGGAUUUCCUCGGGAUGUUCCCUGGGAAAGGCAAUGAACACAGCAUACAGCUUUUGGCCGGCAUUGUAGAUACCAGCAAGGAUGGACUCAUUUCCUUCUCAGAGUUCCAGGCAUUUGAGGGCCUGCUCUGUGUUCCUGAUGCGCUAUACAAAACUGCCUUCCAAUUGUUCGAUAUUAAUGGAAAUGGGAUGAUCUCCUUCAAGGAAUUUGUGGAGGUUAUCAGUAAUACAGAGUUGUACAAGAGAAUGCCACAUGGAGUUGAUAACUCCUUCAUUUCUCUCUAUUUCGGCAAAGAUAAGACACGAGUAAUUAGCUAUGCAGAGUUCAGUCAGUUUUUACACGACUUCCACGAAGAAUGCGCCACCGCAGCUUUUAGACAGUUUGACAAAGAAGGAACUGGAUUCAUCACAGCUCUUGAUUUCAGAGACAUCAUGGGCUCCAUCAAGAGUCACCUGCUUACAAAAGAAGUUAAGGAUAAUCUUGUAGCGGCAGCUGGAGGGGGACAGAGUGGUCAUAAAGUUAGUUUUCCUUAUUUUAUGGCAUUUAACUCUCUCCUCAACAACAUGGAGUUGGUUAAAAGAAUAUACCUAAAUGCGACUAAUGGGCAGAAAGAUCAAGAGUUAACUAAAGAAGAGUUUCUGUAUUCAGCACAGAUGAUGUCUCAAAUUACUCCUCUAGAGGUAGACAUCCUUUUCUUACUCUGUCACCUGAUUCAUCAGACGACGAGAAUAGCGUACACUGAUCUCCAGUCAAUAGCUCCUGAACAGUUCUAUAAACAGUUCACAAACAGGCUUGCAGAGAUCCAUGCUGUUUCGAGUCCAGAUGACAGAGGGUUUUUAAUACAAAUCUUGGAAUCUGUCUACAGGUUUACUUUAGGUUCAUUGGCUGGAGCGACCGGAGCCACUGCUGUCUACCCAAUAGAUCUAGUCAAGACUAGGAUGCAGAACCAGAGAUCUGGCUCAUUUAUUGGUGAGCUGAUGUACCGAAAUAGCUGGGAUUGCUUCAAGAAGGUGAUCCGUCACGAGGGCUUUGCAGGUCUGUACCGUGGACUGGUGCCUCAGCUGAUGGGAGUGGCUCCUGAGAAGGCCAUCAAGCUUACAGUUAAUGAUCUGGUGAGAGACAAGCUAAUGGACAAGAAUGGCAAGCUGCCGAUCUAUGCUGAGAUCAUCGCUGGAGGCUGUGCGGGAGGCAGUCAGGUUGUGUUUACUAAUCCCUUAGAGAUUGUCAAGAUCAGGCUGCAAGUUGCUGGGGAGAUAGCAACGGGAGAGAAGAUCAGAGCUUGGAGUGUAGUCAAGGAUUUAGGCUUCUUUGGCUUGUACAAGGGAGCCAGAGCAUGUUUCUUACGUGACGUGCCAUUCAGUGCCAUCUACUUCCCCACAUAUGCUCACAUGAAGAAGAAACUGGCAGAUGAGAACGGCUACAACACACCGAUAUCUCUGCUGGUGGCUGGUUCUAUUGCUGGUGUUCCUGCCGCAUCUCUUGUUACACCAGCUGAUGUCAUCAAGACUAGGCUACAGGUUGUAGCAAGAGCAGGUCAGACAACAUACAAUGGUUUGACUGAUGCAGCUAUCAAGAUAUAUAGAGAAGAGGGUCCCCGAGCUUUCUGGAAAGGAACAAUUGCUCGAGUAUGCAGAUCCUCUCCUCAGUUUGGUGUGACGUUACUCACUUAUGAAGUUCUCCAAAGACUGUUCUAUGUUGAUUUUGGAGGAUCACGACCCACUGGUUCAGAACAGAAGAUACCGUCCACGGGAAUCCCAGAAGCAGCCAAAUCCACGAAUCCUGAUCACGUUGGGGGUUUUCAAGCAGCACUGCCUAUCAUCAGUGGAAUGGAAACCAAAUUUGGACUCAGUCUACCAAAAGGCCAAACCACAUCUGUUUAGCAAGCUCGACACAAUUACAAAACCUUUGUUACUCUGUAGCUAAAGCUAAUUUUAUUAAGCUUUAAAUCUUGUUUUCUGAAUAGGCUUGGCCAUAUACUUGUUAGUUCUCUGUUGUUAAUUGAGAUAUUUUAUAAAUUCAGUUGUAUGCUACAAAUUACAUGUGGUUUUGGUCAGUUUACGUGGCAGGUGGCACUGAGGAUACAGCUGUGAUUGUGUUACAUCUCUGAGAAGAGUUUCUUUUGGCCUGAGUUCUCUUGAAUUAUGUCAAACAAAUUGCAGUUAAUUCAUAACUGCCCGAUCAUGUUAUAGUAGACUUUUAUAAACCAAUAGGACAGCGAUUUAGAGCUAUGUGGAUUUAAACUUUAGUUAAGUUAAAAUAGUAAGUAUGAGAUUUUGUUUUUUGAUUUUAUAAAAUUGUAAUAUAAAAAAAUAAACCAUUAUAAAUAGUUGAGUUCAUACAAACUCAAUACAAAAUAAUACAUUUUUUGCUUCAUAUUUAAACCACUGUGAAGAUUCAUUAAUAUUAUUUUAAACAAUCAACUUCAGUGCCACUAGCAAAAAAAUGUACUGUAUGCAAAUUUUUGAUUUGUCUAAUGUUGGUUUUAUUUAAAGCUUAUAAAGAAUAUAGUUACAAAUAAAUUACAAGCGUGUUGAAAGCGUGUUUAGUUUAUGCAUUCAAAUUAAAUAAUUUAGCAAUCAUUUCUACUUAAUUGGUUAGGAAAAAAGUGGAAUGUGUACCCAUUAGAAGACCCCUUAUUCGCAGUUUGGCCAAACACUCACUAAUAGGUUUUCUUCAAUGUUGCACCACACCAAUAUUGCCUUUGAAACUGUAUUUAUCACUGCAUUUUGUACUUUCACAUUAGAUUUAGAUUUUCUCAAGAAUUUUACAGUUUUGUCAUCUUUUAUUUUUGCAUCAAAAACAAUUUCAAUAUUAGAUAAAUUUUGUACUAAAAAUAUUAUUAUAACUACUUGCAUUUGAAGAACAUUUGUCUCCUGAUUAGGCAUUUAUUGGUGUACAAAUAAGCUAUCACCAUUUUUUAAACCAACUUUGAAUAAAUAAUAAUAGUCUUAGUUGCUCAACAAACCCAACAAAAAGUUAUAAAAUAUCCUAAGGAUUUUUUAAAAUUAUUGUGUCCAUAUCAUUCCAUAGUUGUAUAUAAUAUUAUACCUUGAUUAUAUCUGAUACGUUGUAUACAUGAUAUAAUACAGUUUCUCUUGAACAUUACAAAAUAUUAAAUGAGUAGGCGAUUCCAUACUAUACUGAUCUGUAUUUAUACAAAUGUAAAGAUGACAGAAUGUAAAAUUCUGUAGAGGAGCUUGAAUCUAUUUACUCUAUUUAUUAACUAUUGCCUUCAGAGGUUUUACUGUUGUUGGAUACAAAUUUAAAAUCCAUUACUGUAUCUCAUCGUUUGUAUUCAUCCAAAUAUUUUUAAAUAGGAAUAUUUUUGUAGUGAGAAAGAAGCGAAUGGAAGGUUUUAGUUUGUUAUAGCUGGAGUAUUGAAUUUCGAUACCUCUGUAAAUAGGACAUAGCUUUAAAAGCGUUAUACUGUUAUGUUGAUUUACCAAUAAUUUGUUUUAAUUUAUUGGUGUUUUAGUGUUGGAUAAAUAAACUAAAAGCUUCAAAAGCUAGCAAAUUUUUGUAGACCUGAAUACAAAUUAUUUAAAACUAUGAUUAUUUUAAAACACUUAUGGGUAAAUGAGUAACUUGAGAAAUAAAUGGACAUUGUUUGUGUACUUAAAAUACACAAAACCAAAUUCUUGGAUUUACCAAAUCAGCAUUUUGAAAUGUAUUCUAGAUAUUCCUUACACUGUGUAUUAUGAAAAUAAUGAACUAUGUAUUUAUUGCUCUUGAACGAAACAUGUUUCCAAAAUCAACUUAUUUUCAAAACUGCUUUACAUUGUAUAAAUGACGAAAUUACAUAAAAUAUCAAUGUACAUAUUUGAUGUUAUAUAACAUGGUUUAUGUGUACUUUUAUUGCACUUUUACAUAAAAAGUAAAAUCUUGAAAACAAUGUAAUGCUUACUAUACAACUUCAGUGUAUAAGCAUAGUAUAAUUUUAGAGUUUGAAUUAAUAACAUGUAAACUUAGAUAAUCAUGGCCUUUUCUUCGGUUCAGUUUACCCAUUUACGUUUUGUGGUAAAACUGUCUACUUAUGUUUUACUUGUUGUUUGUUGUAAGUGAAUGAUACUCAUGUUUUAGUGAAAAGUUGGUAAUGUUUCAGCUACAGUUUUUUUCAUUCUUUAGAUCUCUACAUUAAGUAGAAAAUAUAAUAAACAUAUUUAGCAAUUUUGUGAAAUCUCCUUGUAUUUUAGAAUAAUUAUCUGAUUAUCUUGUAAUUCAAUAUAUUUUGCAUUUAGAUAAGCAUUUAAAGUUUUUUUCAGCAUUAAAUCAAAUGUACUAUUUUGUAAAAAUUACAAAACCGUAAUAAAUUAUUUUCAGUAUUAGAAGUUUUGUCUGUAUACAAAACUGCAUUUUAAUUUUAUUUGUUUAUUUUGAGUUAGAUUAUUUUAGUUAUAGAUGUUGUUAUGUCAUGUGAUUUGUAAUAUUUGAAAUUUAAAUAUUUAUUUAAUUCUGUUCUAGUGUAAGAACAGGCCAUGGUACAUGUAUUAAACUCUCAUUAUUAAAGUUGGAGCUUCGAACUGUUGGUAUUCUCUGAAGAUUUAAAGUAUAGUUGAGAAGCUGAGACCUGAGAUAUGUGCUAGAUGUGUGAGAGGGUAAUAAAAGGACUCAAAGAAUAGGGAGGAUUUCAAAUGAAGUCCCAGCGGCUUAGCUAUUAUACCUGUUCUAAAUACUGUGUUUUCCCUUUUAUAUUCCAUAUCUUUAGCAAUGGACCAUUAAGUCAUUGUAACGAAUUCUAUUCACCUGUUGAAUAUGUAUUCCAGAUUUUAUGUUGUAUCAAGUUUUGUUUAAUUGUGUAAUGUCUACAAAGUUAAUUGUGCUGUGGUAUGAUAUGGCUGUUUAUUAGGGGUGUGCAAGUAAAGUUUUUCAUUAAAGUCGAGUAUUGAUUAUGUCAAGGUAUCUCUGAUUUUCCCAAUUAGGGUUGGGCCUUUGUUGGCCCUGAAGACACGAGUAUGGAUACUGUGGUAUAGGCACAGAUGUACUCUAAAAGAUCUGAUCCGAACAAAUUUGUGCCUAGCAUAAUGUCAAUUCUUUAGGUUGUCAUUCAAUGACUAAGGGUUGACUGUGACAUUUUUUACACUUGUAGACAAAAGGUCGAUAAGACGUUGCCAUUUUAAAUUAUAUAAGAAAAUAAUGUUUAUAUCUUAAAUAGAAAAAAGCUGGAAAACAACUGGAAACUAACAACCUAGGAAGAAUACAUAUGUUUUUAAUGAGAUAUAAAAGAGUUAAUUGUCAUUAUUAUGUUUUAGUUAGUGUCAUAUAACCAUAAAAAUGUGUCUGAUCUUUAUAUCUAUCACGUAAUUAGUAUUAAUUUGAGUUGUUUCAUGUUAUGCAGCAUAUUCAGUAGGCUGAUUCAUUUUAUAGUGGGAAAAUUCAAGUUUGUCACCCAUACUUCUUCUGUUUUCCUUGUCACAAAAGAAAUAUUUUAAUAAAAUAACGUACCAUGUUAUCAAUUUGAAUGUGAUGCUCUUAGUUAUAAUAGAGUUGAUUAUCAGAUUAUAAAUUGAGACUAAAGUCUUUUAAUACAUAUUUGUUUAAAUAACCAAUUAAUACUAUAAGAACCCUAAAAACUAAUAUUAUAGUAAUGACUACUAAUUAUUUUUAAAUUGGAAUAAUUAUUUUUAAUUAAUCUCUUGUAAUUAAUGUUUCAAUUUUCAAUUAUAGUGAUAAAAUUUCUCAGUUAUUUCACUGACUGAUUUUACUUCAAACAAACAAUUUAGUCUAACUCCUUUGUUUGAAGUUUGUUUUUGAGGAUGGAAGGAUUGUGAAGAAAACAGGAUGUUUCCAGACAUUUGCUAUUGUUCAGUGAUUCAAAAAAUCAGUAACAUCAGUUAAUAAUUAGUAUUGUUGUGUUACUGUUUUUUUUUUUGUAUCACUGAACGAUGGCAAAUGUCCAGAAACAUCCUGUUAACUUUAGUCUAACUACCGGGAAAAAGUUAGAAGUUUCACGAUUUUUUAUUUAAGAAUUAGAGUGAAUUCAAUUCUAGUAUUCAUCUGUCAAGUUGGAAGUGAUUAAAGUAAUUGUAUUACUUAGAGUCUAUAUUGCUAGCCAUAGUCGAACAUCAAGCCAUUAAAACAAAAAAUUGUGGAGGUUUUAUUUUUAUAUCAUAAUGUCCUUAUCACAAAUUACUAACAUAAUUGUAUUUAAUUAAAAUAUAUGAAAUUGAUUUUUGAGAUAGGCAAUUUGUUACUUGAAAAGUUGAAAGGUUCUUGAGAAAUUGCCCGAUACCAAACCCCCAUAACCAAUACUCAACUCUAAUUUCAAUUAAUUGAUACAACUUGAUAAAAUUUUUGAGUAGAUACUGUUAGUACUCGGGAUAUACUUGAAUUUUCAAAUACUGCACACCUCUACUGUUUAUUGUUUGAACGAUGUUAUGUACUGUGAGAACUGUGAUGGUAUUAAAGGAUCUGCCAAUCUUUUA
Homalodisca vitripennis (glassy-winged sharpshooter) is the source of this 6704-nucleotide messenger RNA. RefSeq names its product calcium-binding mitochondrial carrier protein Aralar1 (gene aralar1). The record is from RefSeq and is a predicted model, not a curated record. Bases 144 to 2162 code for a protein of 672 amino acids. Lineage: Eukaryota; Metazoa; Arthropoda; Insecta; Hemiptera; Cicadellidae. Gene Ontology annotation, biological process: L-glutamate transmembrane transport; malate-aspartate shuttle; aspartate transmembrane transport. The transcript has 17 exons. Gene Ontology annotation, molecular function: L-aspartate transmembrane transporter activity; calcium ion binding; L-glutamate transmembrane transporter activity.